AUAUUUUCAUCGAAAUCUUUAGCUGGAAUCUUAUAUCUAAACAUUUGCAUAACAAAAAAAGACAAUUCUAUCAGUUGAUGAAAUUGCUCGAUUAUCAAUUUCCUUAUAUCAUCUGAAAUACUAUUAAAUAAUUUCAAUAUCGUUCUACAUGAUAUCAGCGUUUUUAGCUGUUGUGUAAUCUUGAGAUAAAAUUUGAUAGAUACUUCUUCAAUGAAUAGCAUACGCGUUAGGUGUGCUUGUGUACAUAAUUACACACUUGCGUUUAUACAAAUGCAAAUUGUGACAGUGUGGAUGUGAUGGAAAAGAAGAUUCGCGUCAAACUUUUUUGAUUAAUUGAUAUCACUAUGAUGGAGAGUACGAGCGAUAAGUUUUUCUAUGUAUACAGUUCUUCAUUAGAUACCAGGAUACAAGUUAAGAUAGGUACCCUAGAAGGCAAGAGACAGAGACCUGAAUAUGAUGAGUUACUUCUCGAUCCUCUGCUCAAGUACUCAGGUUUAUAUGAGACAGGUGGGAUUCGUGGUGAUUUAGCUGCGUCUCUGCAAGUAUGGGCUGGUGGUAGACCAUUGGCUCUGCCUGUACAUACAGCUUACAAGCACUUUACCUCUCGUUGGAACUGGAACCAGUGGGUCUAUCUACCAAUCUCCUAUAUGGAUCUGCCACGUGACGCACAAUUAUGUAUAACCCUGUACGAUUGCGCAGGACCUGGUAGACAACUUCCAGUAGGUGGCACAACUAUAUCACUGUUUGGCAAACAUGGAGUGUAUCGACAGGGUAUGUUGGAUCUUAGAGUAUGGCCUGGGGUAGAAGCUGAUGGUGGUGUUUUAACCACUACACCAGGAAAAGCCAGAGAUCAUGGGAAAGAACAAAUGCAGAGACUUGCAAAACUUGUUAAGAAACACAGAAAUGGACAAAUAAACAAAAUUGAUUGGCUAGAUAGAUUAACUUUCAGAGAAAUCGAGUUAAUCAAUGAAAGGGAGAAGAGAGCAUCAGAGUACUUGUAUUUGAUGAUAGAAUUUCCAGAAGUUAUAAUGGAUGGUGUACCGUAUUCAAUUGUGUAUUAUGAGAAAGAUGGUGAUGAAGUUUUCCAACAUAGAUUGCAACCAGAUGUUGUAACACUUCCUGAUUAUGAGAUCUUACAAGAAAAUCUUGUAGAGGCAAAACAUCAUAAAUUAGCCCGUAGUUUACGUAGUGGCGGUAACACUCGUGAAUUAAAACCUACCUCGACUGUGCGGGACGCCUUAAAUACUAUAUUGGGGUAUCCAUCGACAACUGCGCUUUCUACUGAGGAACAGGAUUUGAUUUGGAAAUACAGAUUUUAUUUGUCUAGCCAGAAAAAAGCAUUGACCAAGUUCGUAAAAUGCGUUAAUUGGAAAGUCGCUGGUGAAGAACGUCAAGCCUUGGAGAUGUUAGCGUUAUGGGCACCACCAGAUUCUGAGGACGCCUUGGAGCUAUUAGGACCUGCAUUUACUCAUCCGGCUAUUAGGAGAUACGCGAUUAGCAGGCUCAAUCAAGCUCCAGAUGAUGAUUUAAUGUUGUACUUGCUGCAAUUGGUGCAAGCGUUGAAAUAUGAAGAUUUUGAAAGUAUUAAGACUGCUUAUCAAGUAAUGUUGAAGGAGAAAGAAGAAAGACUGGAGUCAAAGAGUUGGAAUACCGAAAAAUUGGAAAAAAGCGAAAGAUUGGAGAAGAUGGAAAAAAUGGAAAAAACUGACAAAUUAGAUAAAGACAUAAGAAAUAGUGAUUCUACAUCUACACCAAUUACGACUUCUAGUGAAUCGGAGAGUCAAUUAUCGACGAGCCAAGAACCGCUUAUGGAUUUAGCAUCAUUUUUAAUAACACGUGCUUGUCAAAAUUCAAUGUUAGCUAAUUAUUUUUAUUGGUAUCUUUCUAUCGAGUGCGAGGAUCAAAUUGAUCCCGCGAUAAGCGCCAAACAAGAUACGCGAGUAAGAGAAAUGUACGUAACUGUAAUGAAAAUGUUUUCCAUGAUGUUGGCACAAGGGAAUACCGUUUGGCAGAAAAGAAGAGCAUUUCUUUUACGACAAAAGGUGUUUAUCGAUCAAUUGGUAUCGCUGGUAAAAGCUGUUGCGCGAGAAAGCGGAAAUCGUAAGAAAAAGACUGAUAGAUUGAGAGCAUUACUGACGGAUCCAGAUCCAGCAUUCAAGAUUAAUUUUUCGAAUUUUGAGCCAAUACCUUUUCCAUUGGAUCCCGAGAUUUGUAUUAAAGGAAUCAUUCCAGAAAAGGCAAGUCUUUUUAAAUCUGCGCUCAUGCCAUCAAAACUUACAUUCUUAACAACAGAUAAUACUGAAUAUAUAGCUAUCUUUAAACAUGGAGAUGAUUUACGACAAGAUCAAUUAAUUUUACAAACAAUAGCACUUAUGGAUAAAUUAUUAAGAAGGGAAAAUUUAGAUUUAAAAUUAACUCCAUAUAGGGUUCUCGCAACAAGUACUAAACAUGGUUUUGUACAAUUUAUCGAAUCCACAACGGUUGCAGAGGUUUUAGCUAACGAGGGAUCAAUAUUGAAUUUCUUUCGAAAACAUCAUCCUUCUGAAACUGGACCUUACGGAGUAGUGCCUGAAGUUAUGGACACUUAUGUUCGCAGUUGCGCUGGCUAUUGUAUAAUUACAUAUGUACUAGGCGUCGGCGAUCGUCAUUUGGAUAAUUUACUUCUCACAGCAUCAGGCACGCUCUUUCACAUUGACUUCGGUUAUAUAUUGGGUAGAGAUCCGAAACCUUUACCACCUCCAAUGAAACUCAGCAAAGAGAUGGUCGAAGCUAUGGGUGGCGUCGGUUCUGAACAUUAUCACGAAUUUCGGAAACAAUGUUACACGGCGUUCCUUCAUUUACGUAGGCACGCCAAUUUGAUAUUGAAUCUAUUUUCAUUGAUGGUGGAUGCUAGUGUUCCCGAUAUCGCUUUGGAACCGGACAAAGCCGUAAAGAAAGUCCAGGAUAAAUUACGAUUGGAUUUGACUGAUGAAGAAGCUGUACAUUAUGUGCAUAAUCUUCUGGAUCUAUCUGUCACCGCCGUAAUGGCUGUGCUAGUGGAGCAACUCCAUAAAUUCGCACAAUAUUGGAGAAAGUAAUGAGACGAAACAUACACCAAUGUACAGCGUAAUCAUACAAAUUGUAUUUCUUUCCAUAAAAACAUUAGAAUUAUUGUUUUAUAUUGUAUAUAAAACGACCACGAGAUAUGUUUAUAACAUAUUAAUAUAAUUUAUUGUAUUUUGAGCGUAUUUAGGCAAUAAAUAUUUGAUAAGAAUCACUUUUAUUACCUGAUACUAUUUCAGCCGAGUGAUAUAUUGAUA
Camponotus floridanus (Florida carpenter ant) is the source of this 3299-nucleotide messenger RNA. It is a transcript of the gene Pi3K59F, whose product is annotated as phosphatidylinositol 3-kinase catalytic subunit type 3. The record is from RefSeq and is a predicted model, not a curated record. Lineage: Eukaryota; Metazoa; Arthropoda; Insecta; Hymenoptera; Formicidae. The transcript has 11 exons. The coding region runs from base 345 to 3077 and encodes 910 amino acids. Gene Ontology annotation, cellular component: endosome; cytoplasm; peroxisome. Gene Ontology annotation, molecular function: 1-phosphatidylinositol-3-kinase activity. Gene Ontology annotation, biological process: phosphatidylinositol-3-phosphate biosynthetic process; autophagosome assembly; endocytosis.